Molecule: messenger RNA, 1140 nt
Organism: Microsporum canis CBS 113480
Lineage: Eukaryota; Fungi; Ascomycota; Eurotiomycetes; Onygenales; Arthrodermataceae
Product: nuclear protein SNF4
Exons: 7
Coding region: 1-1140 (379 amino acids)
Source: RefSeq, a predicted model, not a curated record
AUGGAAGACUCACUAUCCCGACAAUAUUCAAACCCAACACAACAUUCCAAUUCUCCUACCUCCAAUUCCGGUAGCUCGCAUGCCCAUAGCAGGUCCAAGGGUAGUCAUGAGGCCCCCUUUGUGCAGCCAUCUUCCUAUCUACGCCCCCAAGGUUACUCGCGACCAACGACCCCCACCCUGCGGGAAAAGAUUGUUGACGAUGAUGAACGACAGGCAUUGCUACAAACACGAGGAAAUUUCCAAUCUCAGCUGGAAGUUGCUCUGCUGGGCUAUAUAUUUUAUAUUUCUGGCUCAGAAAGAAGAGUGCGUGCCAUUCGAGAUUUUUUAAAAGUCCGAACAAGUUAUGACGUGCUGCCGCUCAGUUUUCGACUCAUCGUAUUCGAUACCUCACUAUCAGUGAAAGAGAGUUUGAACAUCCUUAUACAAAAUGAUUAUAUUAAUGUAAUCCAGUAUUACUUCCAACAUCAAGAAGCCUUGGCAAAAAUAGAUCAGUUCCGGUUAAACAGCCUCCGAGAGGUUGAACGAGCACUUGGUGUAGCGCCUCCAGAGACCAUAUCCAUUGGGCCGGAACGCCCACUAUAUGAAGCAUGUCGUAGCAUGCUAUCCUCUAGAGCACGCCGAGUACCGCUGGUUUCAUAUGACAGUCAAACAGAAAGGCCAUUGGUGGUCAGCGUACUUACCCAAUACCGACUCCUUAAAUUUGUCGCAGUAAACGUGGCAGAAACACAAAAGUUGCGGAAACCUCUCAAGGAAAUUAAUCUCGGAACUUAUACCGACAUAGUAACUGCUUCUAUGGACACUCCAGUGAUCGACGUUAUACACAAGCUGGUGGAAAGGAGCAUAUCAAGUGUACCUAUUGUGAACAGUGAAGCGGUGGAUGUCAUCACAUUAAUCAAGGGAGGUGUAUACGAUGACCUCAAUUUGGAGGUAGGGGAAGUGCUGAAAAAACGCUCCCCGGACUUUCCUGGAAUUUAUACUUGUUCCGUCGAGGACGGGCUGGAUACCAUUCUUGACACCAUCCGAAGAUCUAGAGUCCAUCGUUUAGUAGUUGUUGAUGACCACUUCCGUCUCCGAGGAGUCCUUGCAUUAAGUGAUAUCCUUCAUUACCUUCUCCUAGAAGGUGAACAGGACGAGCCAUGA